CAGGGCGGGCUAUGGCCGCCGCCGCCGCCGCGCGUUGAGGCCCCGCCGCUCACCCGGGCCGGGAUGCCCCGGGGGGGGCCCGGGCCGCCGCCGGAGCCAUGGAGGAGGAGGGCAAGAAGGGCAAGAAGCCUGGCAUCGUGUCCCCGUUCAAGCGCGUGUUCCUGAAGGGCGAGAAGGGCCGGGACAAGAAGGCCCAGGAGAAGGUGACGGAGCGGCGCCCGCUGCACACCGUGCUGGUGGCACCGCCCGACCGCGUGGAGCCCGACCUGCUGCUCCACGACUACAUCGAGAAGGAGGUCAAGUAUUUAGGGCAGCUCACGUCCAUCCCGGGGUACCUGAACCCCUCGAGCCGCACGGAGAUCCUGCACUUGAUCGACAACGCCAAGAGAGCCCACCAGCUCCCAGGGCAGCUGACCCCAGAGCAUGAUGCUGUCAUCAGCCUCUCUGCCUACAACAUCAAGCUGGUGUGGAGGGACGGGGAGGACCUGAUCCUCAGGGUGCCCAUCCACGACAUCGCCUCCGUCUCCUACAUCCGGGACGACUCCGCACACCUGGUGGUGCUCAAGACAGCUCAGGAUCCCGGCAUCUCGCCCAGCCAGAGCCUGUGUGCCGAGGGCUCCAAGGCGCUGACGUCGGGCUCGCUGUCGGAGAGCGCAGGGGGGCCCCUGGAGUGCUGCUGCCUGGUGGUGCUGGCCACAGAGAACAAGGUGGGUGCUGAGGAGCUGUGCUCCCUGCUCAGCCAAGUCUUCCAGAUCGUUUACACCGAGUCCACCAUCGACUUCCUGGACCGCGCCAUCUUCGACGGGGCCUCGACACCGACCCGGCACCUGUCCCUGCACAGCGAUGACUCUUCCACCAAGGUGGACGUGAAGGAGCCCUUCGAGGCGGAUGCCAGCACUUUUUCCUUUGCAGACACGCUGGAAGCGGGGGACACGUCCCCGUCCCCGCACGUCACCACGGCCAGCGAGAGCGAGCUCAGCACCACGGCCACCGAGCUGCUCCAGGACUACAUGAUGACGCUGCGCACCAAGCUGUCCUCUCAGGAGAUCCAGCAGUUUGCCAUGCUGCUGCAUGAGUACCGCAACGGCGCCUCCAUCCACGAGUUCUGCAUCAACCUCAAGCAGCUCUACGGGGACAGCAGGAAAUUCCUGCUCCUGGGCCUGCGGCCCUUCAUCCCCGAGAAGGACAGCCAGCACUUCGAGAACUUCCUGGAGACCAUCGGCGUCAAGGACGGCCGCGGCAUCAUCACCGACAGCUUCGGGCGCUACCGCCGCUCGCUGGGCCCCGCCGCCGCCUCCAACGGCACCGCCGCCGGCAGCUCCGACGAGCAGUCCGUGCCCUCCGAGGAGGACGAGUGGGACAGGAUGAUCUCCCACAUCAGCAGCGACAUCGAGGCCCUGGGCUGCAGCCUGGACCGGGACUCGAACUGAGGCGGCCCCGGAGCUGCUCCCGCGGGGCACAAGACACCCCUGAGGGGGGACAGGAGCUGCCCUCGGGGGGACCCG
Molecule: messenger RNA, 1505 nt
Organism: Melozone crissalis (California towhee)
Lineage: Eukaryota; Metazoa; Chordata; Aves; Passeriformes; Passerellidae
Gene: CCM2
Product: CCM2 scaffold protein
Exons: 11
Coding region: 99-1430 (443 amino acids)
Biological process (GO): heart development; vasculogenesis
Source: RefSeq, a predicted model, not a curated record